This is a messenger RNA of Cylindrotheca closterium, 1119 nucleotides long. NCBI's taxonomy places the organism in Eukaryota, Bacillariophyta, Bacillariophyceae, Bacillariales, Bacillariaceae. The record is from the annotation of a GenBank genome assembly.
AUGUCCAUGAUGAUGAAUAAACCUAUGGUCAUCGUGCUCUUAUUGAUAUUAACUCUUUCAGCAUGUAAGGCUCAAUCUACUGCACCAAGCUCUGUUCCUACGUCGGUAACAACAAGAAGUUCCAGUCCGAGCCUCCUUGCUGGCCUGACCCGGAAUCCUGCUACGGCAGCACCUGCCAUUCCUUCCCCUACUGCGUCGUCACCACCACCAUACAGUGCUCCCAUCUUUGGAUUGCCAACAACCGAUACUUGCGCGAAUAACCCAGAAUGGCGAUACGAAUACUGGGAUUACUUUGGUUGCACCCCAGUCUUACGAAACCUGACCUGUGACCACUCCAUCGUCGACUGCUUGGAUUAUGGAAAUCUUGGGGCUGCCAAUGAUCACUGUUGCAAAUGCAAUCCAUUGUGCUUCUUUCAGUGUAAUGACUCUAUUAGUAUCCCACCGUCAUUUGAUAAUGACUGUUAUACUACUGGGGGCUACACCUACAGCGACGAUUUCUACGGCGAUGACGAUGAUGGACCAGACACCAUUGUGCUGGUGGUCGCAGCUUUUAUUUUUGUAUGCUGCGGACUUGCUCUCUGUCAAAAGAACAAUCGGAACCAGCAAAACUCUCGACGUGACGCUACUCAACAAACCAUGGCCGCAAGACGACGACAGCAGCGUGCAAACAACACAAGUAGUCAAGGGUUGACUGAGGAAGAACGAAAUCAUUCCCGUUAUGAAGUCUUUCUUACAAAGUUCUAUUUUCAGACGGUGCUGCCGGACAAGUCCAACAUCACUGCGAAUAGCUUGAGAAGUUCAGCAUCCAAGCCUAUAAUUGACGAAGAACAUCCAAGUGAGGCUCAUCAUCACAACAAGGAUGAUGAUGACGCCUCUGCGGUAUUCAAUAGCAGCAGGCCAACCAGCCAUUCUUCUCUAUCCCAACGGCUAUCCAGUUGGAGAAGACCAUCGUCGAAGGACGAAUGCUGCAUAUGCCUGGAGUGCUAUGUAGUCGGAGAGACCAUUUGUGCUUCGAAAACGAACGAAUGCAAUCAUGUGUUUCAUGAAGCAUGCAUCAAUCAGUGGCUGAAGAAUAAUGACAAGUGCCCGUUGUGUCGUGUGGAACUACUAAACGAUUAG